Molecule: messenger RNA, 1270 nt
Organism: Hyaena hyaena (striped hyena)
Lineage: Eukaryota; Metazoa; Chordata; Mammalia; Carnivora; Hyaenidae
Gene: NCCRP1
Product: NCCRP1, F-box associated domain containing
Exons: 6
Coding region: 16-768 (250 amino acids)
Biological process (GO): SCF-dependent proteasomal ubiquitin-dependent protein catabolic process; glycoprotein catabolic process
Cellular component (GO): cytoplasm; SCF ubiquitin ligase complex
Molecular function (GO): ubiquitin protein ligase activity
Source: RefSeq, a predicted model, not a curated record
GCGCCCGGCAGCGGGAUGGAGACCGACGAGCCCGAGAGCCCCCGAGAGCCGCCGUCGCCGCCCCCGCCGCCGUCGCCGCCGUCCCCCGCGCCCCCCGCGCCCCCCGGGUCUCCCCGGCCCGAGCAGCAGCCGUCGGAGGCCUACGCGCGGCAGCUGCUGCUGGAGGAGUGGCGGCCCCCCGGCGGGAGCCUGGAGCUGCCCCCGCGCCUCACCUGGCAGCUGCUGUUCCUGCGGCGGCCGCUCUACCGCAACCUUCUGCGCUCGCCCAACCCCGAAGGCAUCAACAUUUAUGAGCCAGCGCCACCCACUGGUCCCACCCAGCAGCCCCUGGAGACUCUGGGCAACUUCCGCGGAUGGUACAUUAGGACUGAAAAGCUCCAGCAGAACUUCAGCUGGACCGUGAAGCAGCAGUGUGUGGAUCUUCUGGCGGAGGGCCUGUGGGAGGAGCUCCUUGACGAUGAGCAACCAGACAUCACGGUCAUGGACUGGUACGAGGACAGCCGCCUGGACACGUGUGUCUACGAGCUGCACGUCUGGCUGCUGGCAGCCGACCGCCGCACGGUCAUCGCGCAGCACCACGUGGCCCCCCGCGCCUCCGGGAGAGGCGGCCCUGGCCGCUGGGUCCAGGUGUCCCACGUGUUCCGCCAGUAUGGCCCUGGCGUGCGGUUCGUCCACUUCCUGCACAAGACCAAGAACCUGAGGGAGCCUGGUGGGCUGCGGCGGACCAGGGUGACGGACUCCUCUGUGUCCGUGCAGUUCAGGGAGUGACGGGCCGACUCCGGGCCUGUUCUGACCCCUGCUCUCACUUGUCCACUGCCGUGACCCUUUCAUGGUUCCUUAGUGCCUCCUUGAUCUCUUAGCACUUCCCUGGCCCUUUGCGCCUCCCGGGGCCCCUUAGUAUCUAUCUCCCUGUUCCCUCACCACUUUGACCACUUCUAUCUCUUUCACCCCCCUGACCCUUAGAAGUCCCUACCCCUUAGCACCUCCUCGACCCUCCGGCUCUGCCUCAUUCUCUUAGCACCUCCCUGAUGCUCACCACCUGUUCCCUUAAUACCUUCAUGACCCCUCAGCUUCUCUUUGAUCGCUUGCCACCCCCUGGGCCUCUCAUUCCUGCCUGGCCCUCGCUCGCUCGGCUCCGCACCUGACAUCUUCACACACCCUUGAAUGGCUGACUCAUUGGCCUUUCCUCUGCACUGUCUGAGCUCCAUGGAGACUGAGGGUGGCGGCGACUUCUUCCUGAGUUAGCGCUCGACACAUGGCGCUUCAUAAA